Zingiber officinale is the source of this 1488-nucleotide messenger RNA. RefSeq names its product B-box zinc finger protein 22-like. Gene Ontology annotation, biological process: photomorphogenesis; regulation of DNA-templated transcription. Gene Ontology annotation, molecular function: zinc ion binding. The transcript has 3 exons. The record is from RefSeq and is a predicted model, not a curated record. The coding region runs from base 361 to 1296 and encodes 311 amino acids. Lineage: Eukaryota; Viridiplantae; Streptophyta; Magnoliopsida; Zingiberales; Zingiberaceae. Gene Ontology annotation, cellular component: nucleus.
CUGUCGGAUCCAACCCGCCAGCCAUGUCGACCGCCGUGGGUCGGCCUGGAAGUCGGUAGCUUCUCGACCUUAUCGCCUUCUCUACCAAUGGGAAUUCGCAGAGCACGAUAAGGAUUUCUGUGUCGAGGGACAACGGAACGUUUCCCCGGGCAGAUAUUUGUAGCGGCCGAGGUUGGAGCGGGAGCGACGCGACGGCUUCUGUAGAAAUCCCUAAAUUGAAGAAUUCUUUUCGAGAAAUUAUAAAGUCAUUGAGUUGUUGAUGCCCUUUUCUUCGCCGUCCACAAUCUUUGCUCGUCUUUCUUGUCCGAAAUCUCUCGAGGGAUAGCGAAGGUUCGGUGGAUUGAUCGGGGGAGGGGAGGGAUGAAGAUCCAGUGUAAUGCGUGCGGGGCGGUGGAGGCGGCGGUGCUCUGCUGCGCGGAUGAGGCGGCGCUCUGCCGGGCCUGCGAUGAGAGGGUCCACGCGGCCAACAAGCUCGCGGGCAAGCACCAGAGGGUGCCGCUGCUCUCCGAUGGGGCCGGCGGAGGCGGCGCCUCUUCCUCCCGCGGCGUUCCCAAGUGCGACAUCUGCCAGGAAGCUUCAGGUUACUUCUUUUGUUUGGAAGAUCGAGCCUUGCUUUGCAGGAAAUGUGAUGUUGCCGUGCACACUGUAAACCCAUAUGUUUCUGCUCACCAGAGAUUCUUACUAACAGGGGUGCGAGUAGGCCUUAACCCCACUGAACCAGCUGCUGCUACUCUUGCUGGCUCACAAUUGCAUGUUUCAGGACAACCUGUAGAGCCACAAUCCAAACAACUGCCCAGUAGUAGUAAGCCCAUGUCGUCCCUGGACACUAAUGGAGUCGUAUCCAGCCAAAUGCAUGAGGAUGAAGGUUUAGUGGUAGCUAAAGCCCCAAUCUCUGGAUUUACCAUGCCUGGGAGCAUAUUGGAUUGGCCUUUAGAUGAGUUCUUUGGCUUCUCUGAAUUUAACCAAACUUUUGGUUUCACUGGGCAAAAUUCUUCGAAGGCUGACAGUGGAAAGAUAGGAAGCUCUGAAGGGUCAUCACUUAAUCGCACCACUGAUGAUGAUGUGGACGCUGGUGAAUGUUUGGGCCAGCUGGUGCCUGAGAUCCCAUUCAGAGUUCCUGAAAUUCCUUCCCCACCAACCGCAUCAGGUCUCAGCUGGCAAAGUAUCCCACAUUAUUCAGUAUCUGAUGCUGUUUUUGUACCCGACAUAUGCACUUCCCAUGAUCCUACCUAUUUCACUCAAAUGCCUGCUAAGAGGCAUCGGAUAAUGAGACACAGAGGUAAUUCAGAAGUUUGAAAUUGGCUUGAUGAUGUAAAAGGCACGUUGAUGAAGUUAUAUAAUUCAGAUCUGUGUUUAUUUGAUGUUCUACACUGGCUAUGUCGUCGACUUCAUUAGUCAUGCUUUCUCAGCUUGCUCAUCUAUGUUUCUGGUCCCAGAAUUCAAUAUAUAUUUGAAAAUGAAGUUGCUGAAGAGCAUUAGGCCUCUCUA